AUCGAAGCCAAUAAUUUUUGCAUUCGGACACAAUGAUUUUCAGCCAAUGGAGAGCCAGCCUCAGCCUUUUGUUUACACGACUUUCGACCAAUGAGGUGAGAGAUUCGAUUGUGUUUUUGUCUUUGAGGACCAAUCAGAACGGAGGAUCGGUCGAGAAACGUUUUAUUUACAUCGUCGGGAUUCGUGUUCUUCCCGUGAAGUUGAAAUGGAAUGAAGAAUUCCCUCUCGGACGACUGUCAAGGCGGAAGCGUAUAAGCAAUACCAAAAUGCUGUACCUCGAAGACUUCCUAGAGGUCAUUGAACAAAUACCUCAGGAAAUACGAGACCGGACAACGGAUCUGCGCGAGCUAGACCUGGGCAUUCAGAACACCUCCGACCAGCUGGAGGAGCAGAUCAAGAUCUUCUUCGGCAAUGCCAAGAAGAUGAAGCCCCAGGAGCGAGAGGCGGAGUACGAGAAAAUUCGUAAAGAAUAUUAUAAGUUGCUGGACGAUGCGGAAGAAAAGGUGCAAGUUGCGACCAACAUGCACGACUUACUAGAGCGCUACAUGAGGAAGCUUGACCAAGAAUUGGAGAAAUUUAAGUGUGAACUUGAAGCUGACAGCCCUGGUAUCACUGAGGUGCUAGAGAAGCGAUCUCUAGAGUUAGAUGAACCUAUCAGAGACAAUCAAAAGGAAAACCGUAACGUCACGCAUAGUUAUCGAAAUUCCGAGCGUCGGCAGUCCUCAUCUUCGGCGGUAAUUAUCAAGAAAGAAGAAAGAAUAGAACCCAGCUUGCCGACAGGUUUAUCCACAUCCCCUCCAUCUUCAUCAACCAUAGCCUACACACUGGGCCACAUGGGUGCUGGCAGUAAUGCUAUUGCUGCAGCAGCAUCUCAAGCAAUAGCUGCUACACAACAGAUGCAACAGGGUCGUCGUACAGCAAGUCUCAAGGCAUCAUAUGAUGCUGUCACUUCAGGUGUUCAUCCAACAGAAUUCUCCAUUGGGAGUGAGUUAGCAAAUGCUGCCCAAACUGCUCUUGCAGCUUCAUCACUUCCACAAGAGACGGCCACAACAACGAGCAGUAGUAGCACUAGCACUGGAUCCAGCAACAAGAAGCAGAAGAAGAAGCAUGGGGGAUCGACCAGUAGCCUAACUGCACCUGCUGUUAUGGAAGCUUCACCUGCACCUUCAGAAGACUUACUUCAAGAUGCACUUAUCGAUCCCAAUUCAGAAAAUCCAGACUGGACAUACGAUCCUAAUGAACCAAGAUAUUGUGUCUGUAAUCAAGUAUCAUAUGGUGACAUGGUUGCUUGUGAUAACCCAAAGUGUCCAGUGGAAUGGUUCCAUUACCCAUGUGUUGGUAUUACAGCUCCACCAAAAGGAAAAUGGUAUUGUCCACAGUGUUCAGCCACCAUGAACAGGAGAGCAAGAAAGUAAUUGUGAUGGCAAACAAGUGGAGAAAAUAGUGUGCAUAGUGGUUUAUUACUCUUAUUUUUUGUGUAUUCUUUUUAUAAAUUAAAAGGAGGAAAUUAUAUGUUGGUGCAUUAUGAGUAGUGGUAUUUAUUCAUGUUUUAUAUAAAUAAUUUCUUUUUCUAAAUCUGUGCACAUGCACAUACACAUGCCUCCCCCCUCGCUCUCUCUCUCUCUCUCUCUCUCUCUCUCUCUCUCUCUCUCUCUCUCUCUCUCUCUCUCUCUCUCUCUCUCUCUCUCUCUCUCUCUCUCUCUCUUUCUCUCUCUCUCUCUUUCUCUGUAUCUGUCUCUCUCACUCUCACUCUCUCACUCACUCUCACUCUCUCACUCACUCUCACUCUCAUUCACUCUCACUCUCACUCUCACUCUCACUCUCUCUCUCUCUCUCUCUCUCUCUCUCUCUCUCUCACUCUCACUCUCACUCUCACUCUCACUCUCACUCUCACUCUCACUCUCACUCUCACUCUCUCUCUCUCUCUCUCUCUCUCUCUCCAACUCUCACUCUCACUCUCACUCUCACUCUCACUCUCACUCUCACUCUCACUCUCACUCUCACUCACUUUCUCACGUGCUUGAACUUAUACUUGUACUCAUUCACACUCUCUUAAACGUAUAUAAAUGUAUACAUUCAUGCAGGUAUAUGUUAAACCCUUUUUUUCUUAUUUUCAUAGUUAUGGUUUGUUUUGUAUAUUUUUAUAUCCCAAUGUUGAUGACUAUUAUGCCAUGGUUUUGGAAUAUUAGUCUAAGAAAAUUACUAUUGGAAGGCAUCUAAUAAGGCAAAUUUUAUUAUUAAAACUGGAUCCAGAAUUACUGGUAACUUAGAAGCCUCGAGCAUUAUUAUAAAGGAAAUAUGCUUACAUUUUUUUCUUUACUUUUUAAAAUUUGUUGGGGAAAUAAAUUAUAAUAGGUUGGUUUGUGGAGAGAGUUAUGGAUUAUGAUAAGAAAUAACUAGAAGAUUGUUAUUUGAUACUUGUAUAGCAGCAAGUUUCAGAGAUUGAUUUCCAGUGGGCUUUCUUCUUGUUAUGAUUAUUUUAAGUAAAGUAUGAUUUAAAUGUACUUUAGGGACAGAUGGCAGUCAUGUAGAAGAAACUGACUGAAGUAAUAGAGCAACACCCAACUCAAAAAAUUGGAAUUGUAUAUAUAUGAAGGUUUAUUCCUCUACUGAAUGGUAUGGUUUAAAUUCAAGUGAAAAUUACGCAUAGUGCUGAUUCAAUAGUCACCAUUACUAUAUUUUGCUAAUAUUGGCAAUACUCAUUCUAUGACCUGAAUGAUGAUAUCAUGUGAGGAUAAAGUGAUGUCCAUUCCUGCCAAAUAGAGAAGAUGGAAGGGAUAUUGAAACUCACAUUAGUAUGUCUGGAGUUCCAUGCACAAAUCAACAGAAAAUAAGAAUAAAUGUAUUAUAAUUUAAAGAAGGAAAAAAGAAACAAAAAAACUACAAAAAAUAUAAAAAACUAGGUAAUUUAGAAUUGGUCUGUAUUCUUGUUAUUUGUAUCAGAAGAUUACAAGUACCUGCAUAUAUUAUUGCUGUAAGUCUGAAGGAGAUUUUGUCCAUGUAUAGUUCCAGUAAGAAAUUAUUUGCACUCUUAUUUUUAUAUUGUAUUCUUUGUAAAAAGUGAUAUAUCAUUUUAGCUAUGUUUUUGUGCACAAUACUUUUAUAUAAGGCCUCAUUUCUUCCAUAUAGAAGGAACAAGUUGCUGAAGUUUACUUCAUAUAUGUUGUGCAUUUCAAUGAAGCUAAGAGUUUUGUAUUUAAAUUAAGCUCACAAAAAAUAUAGCAUUUCUCAUGUCUAAGGACAAAAAGAAGGUUAUAAAACAGAAGUCAUGUUACUUUCAUUGUACUACAUUGGAAAUUCACAGUCUGUAUAAUGUUCUGAUUUAUGUUAAUCAGUAGAAAAGUGAAAUUUAAGUGUGUUUUUUUGUGAUACCUGAAUCUUAGUCUUUAGAGAAAGGAGAUACUGAAAUAACUUUAUGUAAAAUAUGAUAUACAAAGUCUGAAUUAGGAAAUGCUGAAGAAUUAAGAAAUUAUAUUCAUGAGUUAUAAAUAAUGAUAUUAGAAAUAAUUAAACCUGAGUUUAAAAUACCUUCGGAUAAAGGUAAAACAAAGUGCUUUGGUAGAAUUUGUAUAUAUGUAGGUUGUCUUUCUAAUAUAACUAGAAAUUGAUUAUAAAUACAGAAAAUUGCAACAUAUGUGACACUGCAUGAAGAAUAGUAAAUAUCAAAUACAGAAACUAAAUUCUUUAAGUGCAGGAAUAAAAUCUGCAAAAUCAUUUGUUCCCUCAAAAAAAAAAAAAAAAAUGGAAAAAGAAAAACUAUAUCAAAUAAGGCACUGAUAACUUUGAAUCUUGAUAAGCUAUAUAAUGUUUCAUAAACAUGUUACAAUAAUAGCAAACAGAUGAUGCUGAAGGCUAUGUGAUGCUCACACAUGCACACUCCAUACAAGGGAAAGGAAGGUGUUCUGUAAUUCAGGCUUUAAAAAUGUUAAGCAAAGACAGACUAGUUACUUGAAUGAAAUUGCACUGUGUCCAGUUGAGAAAUCCUCUUUCCUAUUUUUUCUCCUUUGUUACUUGAUAAUACCAGAGAAAAGUACUUUGGUCUGUAUCUUUAAAAUGUAUGUAUGCUGAUUGUGUUGAAAAGUUACCAAGAAAAUAUACCACAGGUAUAGAGUUAAUUGAAUUGUGCGACUAGAAUAUCAUAGUGCUAUGAAAUAUUUCCAACCAUGGAAAUGCCACCAGUGUUUAAAACAGGAAUCAAUUAUAUGGAAUACAACAGUUUAUUCAUAUAGAAUAUUCUUUUCUUUCAGAUACUGUAUUCUUUAAUGAGUGGAACAGUUGGCCUUUUUUUCCCACAUGAAUAGAUUCCAUGGAUUAAUUAAGAGGAAAUGCAUCUUGUAAAUGUAUUUACUUCUUGUAUGGAGAAGAUAUCAAAACUCUUUCUUUUUAAAAUGAGUUUCUUCAAGUUUAUAUAGUAGAAUUGUAGAAAUACUGGUUUCUUUAUACUGUGUAAAGGUCCAGAAAAUCUAUUACCGGAAGGAAUUUUCAAUGAUUUAUGUAGAGCACAUUAACUGCAAAAUUACCAUUUCUUGAACUUGGGUGCUGUGAAAUAGUAAAUACUGUAUAGAUUUGUUUAUAUGUACAAGAUAUGAAAUGCAUAAAAGUUUCCUAAUGCAUAA
Messenger RNA from Penaeus indicus, 4616 nucleotides. RefSeq names its product inhibitor of growth protein 3-like. Gene Ontology annotation, biological process: regulation of DNA-templated transcription. Bases 33 to 1415 code for a protein of 460 amino acids. Gene Ontology annotation, cellular component: NuA4 histone acetyltransferase complex. The record is from RefSeq and is a predicted model, not a curated record. NCBI's taxonomy places the organism in Eukaryota, Metazoa, Arthropoda, Malacostraca, Decapoda, Penaeidae. The transcript has a single exon.